CUGCUCAUUGGCAACCAAUGGGAUUCACUCAGCGCUGCCCUGCAGUCCCUGGCCAGCCGGGGAGCGUUGACCUUUGUUGGGCCUUCGGACCGGGGAACUCCUGAAAUUCUUUCCCUGGUUGAUCCCUCCGUAAUAAUGAUGUCCCCGGGCUGCGACUCCGCUCACGCAUUUGCCACUGACGAAUUUUAUAGCGAUCCGGCUGACAUUCCUCCAGUGCUGGUCUGCGUUACCCUCGAAGAGCUGGAGAAUGAGACCUUUCUGUCGGACAGUGAGGAUUUCGACGACUUCCUGGUGGUGCCCUGCACACUGGCAGAGUUGGAGUGGCGGCUUCGGAGACUGGCUCGCAGGAAUGUUGCCACGGCCACCGGCGCAUUCCUGGAAGUAGGAAGAAUUACCCUGGAACCCAACGCUUACCAGGUGCGGCUGGCCGGCCGGGUGAUUCCCAUGGCAUGGAUGGAGUUCCAACUGCUCAAGUUCCUCAUGGAAAACGUGGGUCGGGUCUUUACGCGGGGAAUGUUGUUGUCCAGCGUCUGGGGUUUCGACAGCAUCGGGGGAACACGAACCGUAGAUGUGCACAUCCGCAAGCUGCGCAGCAAACUGGAAAUUCACGGCGAACAGUACUUCCGCACGGUCAAGAACGUCGGUUACGGCAUGGUAGACCCCGGUUAG
Molecule: messenger RNA, 669 nt
Organism: Geodia barretti
Lineage: Eukaryota; Metazoa; Porifera; Demospongiae; Tetractinellida; Geodiidae
Source: the annotation of a GenBank genome assembly